CUCAUGCCCGGUGUGGCAUUUCCGGGAGUUCGCAAAUCCCAGCUGUACCUCUGGCGAAUUUAAGAUGUAGAAGCAAUUGGUCCACUCUUUUGGGUACCUCGACCAGAAGGUCCACCUGUCCGCGACCAUGAGCAGCCUUUUAGAAAAAGCCGAAGACAUCGAUUUCGUCACGAAAACGGCAAUUGAAAGGGACCCGAAUAAGCGGAGAGUGAAGCCCGUGGAGACGCAAGCGUCGAUCUUGGAUUUUGAUCUCGAAGAGGAGAGUUCAGAUGAUUCUGAUUUCAGAAUCGAGGACCAUCCAGAAGUCAGCGACGACGACGACGAUUCUGGAAAGAGCAACGACGAAGAUGACCACAGCACUGAAGAAGAAGAAUCCGAAGGAUCUGAUCUCGAUGAACUCAAAAACUUAAAUCUACCCAAUGGAGAUGGGUUGUCCGUCACAGAUGUCAUCCAAAGGGCGAAUUUGCAGCUAAGUGCAUUCAAUGAAAAGGACGCCCAAAUCCUCAUCUGCAGCGGCUGUCUGGGCGACCAAAGCGACGGCAUCAACGAAAUCGUCGAAUGCGACAACUGCGGGGUCACCGUACACGAGGCCUGCUAUGGGGUUUCGGACUCCGCGAGCCUCGCCAGCACCGAUUCGCUAUCGCCGACAGCCCCCUGGUUUUGCGAAGCGUGCAAAGCCGGCGUGAUGGACCCCAUCUGCGAACUGUGCCCCAAUUCAGGGGGCAUUUUUAAAGAAACCGACGUGGGUAAAUGGAUUCAUCUGGUUUGCGCUCUCUAUGUGCCCGGAGUGGCUUUUGGAGAAGUGGAUAAACUAACAAGCGUGACUUUAUUCGAAAUGCCGUACAGCAAAUGGGGGGCGAAGAGCUGCAGCCUGUGCCAGGAUGACCGGUUUGCGCGGACUGGAGUAUGCAUUGGGUGCGACGCCGGCAUGUGCAAAACGUAUUUCCAUGUCACGUGUGCGCAACGCGAAGGAUUCUUGUCCGAAGCUCAUUCGGAAGAAGUCGACCAAGCCGAUCCCUUUUACGCACACUGCAAACUUCACUCCGACAAAACCUUAGUCAAACGACGUAAAAAAAAUUACCUGGCGUUGCAACUACGAACUCAUUAUAGAAGACUUCAGUUUGAAAAAGAGGGGCAUAAAGACACCCCCGAACAAGUUCGAAUCGCACGAAAGUUGGAUAAACAGAAAAUACAUUUUCUGAAUCACAAAUCUCUCAAGCCGCCACCUUGGGUACCGACUCAAAAAAUGCCGCGUCUUCUCACAACUAGCGCUUCCGCUUGUCGUAAAUUGCUCCGCAAAGCGGGGUUGAUGGGCAUCAACACUAUGGUGUUGGAAAUGCAAGAAGCGCAAACCGCCGCCUUGGUGGACGUGCGGAAAAAGUGGCACAUUCCUCCGGCUUUCACGGUGGAGUUUAUUGCGUACUAUUUGGACCGUAACGAUCGGGUAAAAGGGAUGAAGGACACUCUAGAGAAGCUACUUUUAAGCAACAAGGAGUUGUUGGAGGAACAACAGGACUUGAGGGUGAAGUACGACGAGCUGUUGAAAAUUAGUACAGAAGAAAACAAAAAGAACCUCAACUUGAAACAAACUAUUCAUAAGUACCAUUCGGCGAUUUUGAGUGCUUGCCCCACGAAAAAUCUGCCGAAUAUCGAGGAUUUAGGUAAGCCACCAGUUACAAGAACAACUCAACCUAUGAUGGUUCCAACAGCCGCCGCUCUAAAAAUGGGAGUUGGUUUCCCGUUGAAUAAUAUAAUUCCAGCUGGAAGAACCGACAGAGUUCUUAGCAGUCACGCCAAACAAGAUUCCCUAAUGUUGAACGAAUGCGGGAUUUGCCGGCAAAAACGCGAUCAGCACCUCCUCACCAAGUGCGACACUUGUUACUUGUACUAUCACUUGAACUGCUUAAAUCCACCUCUAACCCGUCUACCUAAAAAAUCGAAACUGUACGGAUGGCAGUGUUCCGAGUGUGACAAAACUUCCGAUUCGGAGAUCGAGGAAGUUAAAACUCCGCGACGGAGUAAGAGUAGGUACAGCCGUGAGGCUCGUUCAGACCCAGAAAUGUCUACCCCCAAACUCAAAAUUAAACCGGUCGAGCCAGAGAAACCCAAGCAGGACGAGAAUCAAGAUACUCUAACUGAAGUUGUAGUGACACACACUGGCGAAAUGAACGGCUUUCAAAUGAAAGAGAGUAAAGGGCAUGUGUCGAAGUCGGGGAAGAAACGAAGAAGGGAGAAGCACAAGAAUCGCUACUCCCCGGAGUUGGGGUCGCCGAUGAAGGAACACAAGAGGAAGAGGAAGAAGAAGAGCUUUGAUUUGGAUGAGCCGAUGCCACAUCCGAGAAUCACCAUAAAGAUCAAACCCAUUCCGUUGCCAGCGGGCGAAGUGGCGUCAGAAUCGAAUCCUCAGUGUUUCUAUGUACCGAACGACGAGGAUGACAACGGUCCACCCCCAAUUUCGCUCAAAGUUAUUACAUUACCAGAGAAAGAAAAAACUCCACCGCUGAGAACCACUCCAAAAGAAAAACCCGUGGAGAGUAGCAGCGAAGCUUGCGAUGUCUGCCACACCGCCACUUUGGCUAAUAAUGCAGUGAGAUGUGACGACUGCCAGAAAGUUUACCAUUUCACUUGUUUGGAUCCUCCGUUGAAGAAAAGUCCGAAAAAGAGGGGGUAUUCGUGGCAUUGCGCCGAUUGUGAUCCAACGGGCUCCGAAUAAUUCUUUAGUUACAUUAAAUGUAAGCAUUUGUACUCAUCGUAAUAAAAAUAAAAUAUUUUAACUA
Messenger RNA from Zophobas morio, 2777 nucleotides. Its product is annotated as PHD finger protein 14. NCBI's taxonomy places the organism in Eukaryota, Metazoa, Arthropoda, Insecta, Coleoptera, Tenebrionidae. The transcript has 11 exons. The coding region runs from base 128 to 2713 and encodes 861 amino acids. The record is from RefSeq and is a predicted model, not a curated record. Gene Ontology annotation, biological process: regulation of transcription by RNA polymerase II.